AUGUCCUCCCAAGCCUCGAAAAUAAACGUCAUCUCAGGAUCAUCCACGACGGUUCCCGUAUCUGGAACCGAAUUUGCCAGGAAGCAAUGUCAAGUACUUCUAUUUGGCGACCUGAGCUUGCUGCGCUUUAAAGAUCGAUUGCGACGCCUGUUGCACGUUGAAACCAAUCCUCUCCUCACGUCUUUCUUUGACCGGGUGAGCUAUGCUCUUCGGAGGCUGCUUGGAACCCUGCCCGAGGAAGAACAAAAUCUGUUUCCUCGAUUUACCACACUCAUCGACCUCGUCGCGAAAUUUGGGGAAACGGACUGCGCUUCGGUCCUAGGGUUUUUCCUGUUGAGCGUACAUGAGGUAGCUCAGUCCAUCGUAUACUUCACAGAGGGAUCCAAACCGUAUCCCCCGCCACCAGGAACCUAUGUUAUUGGUCCCUGCACGGGUGGCUUUGCUGCUGCAGCUAUCAGUUGCUCGCAAAGCCUAUCUGAUUUAGUAUCCAAUGGAGUACAUGCUGUACUUGCAGCCUUCAGUGCGGCUUUGCGGUCGUUUCUAGUUGGCCAGAGCCUGUUGCCGCGAGCAAAAUCCACGCAGACGCAGCCCAACAAGUCGUGGUCGGCUGUUUUAAUUGCGCAAGGGGAUAUCAGUGUUGAGAAAAUGGUACAGGAAUACACAAAUAUCAAGACACCACUUCAUAACGCAGCGCUUUGGAUCAGUGCCAUUACACCAAAGACAACGACGCUGAGCGGUCGCCCUUCCGUGUUGCAAGACUUCCUGACAACAAACGUGCAUAGGGUGAAGUCGCAAUACCUAGAGAUUGAAUCGCCGUAUCACUCGGCCCACCUCUUUGACUCGGCUGAUGUUGAGCGGAUUGUCAGCCAUGUUCAGCGAGCUGACAUAGAGGAUGCGACACGUCAGGCACAGAGGAUUCCGCUCAUUUCCUCAUCGACUGGCAAGGUCGUGACCGCAUCUGAUUUCACAGAUCUCCUACAAACCGUGGUCCGCGAAGCCUUGCAGGAACCUGUCCGAUGGGACUUGAUGCUUGAAUCGUUCAGUACGCUGUUGACAGAGGCACAGACACAAGAAUGUACCAUAUUGCCAUUCUCCAGUAAUGCUGCAUCCAUGCUCUCUACAGCCUUACUGGGUAGGGAUCCGAACAUCCAAGUCAUCAUUCAAGAUGUAUCGUCGCCCCAAUCUAAGGGCAAAUCGACCCCAACUCCGCCCACGGGUCGCUUUGAGCACUCCAAGAUCGCCAUCAUCGGAUACUCAGGCCGGUUUCCAUCAUCCGCUUCCAAUGAAGCAUUCUGGGAGCUGCUCAAGGAUGGUCGCGAUGUGCACCGCGAAAUCCCGCCGGAUCGAUUUGACUGGAAGACACACUUUGACCCGACCGGAAAGACGAGAAAUACAAGCCGCGUCAAAUCUGGGUGUUUCAUCGACGAGCCAGGUCUAUUCGAUACAAGCUUUUUCAAUAUGUCCCCGCGAGAGGCUGAGAAUACAGAUCCAGCGCAGCGACUGGCUAUCACGACGACUUACGAGGCUAUGGAAAUGGCUGGUCUGGUGCGCAACCGAACCCCUAGCACUCAGCAGGAUAGAAUAGGAGUGUUCUUUGGCACUACCAGUGAUGACUGGAGGGAAGUAAAUAGUGGGCAGGAUAUUGGUACCUAUUUUAUCCCUGGUGGCAAUCGAGCUUUUGUGCCUGGUCGUAUUAGCUACUUCUUUCGCUUUUCCGGCCCUAGUCUAAGCAUCGACACUGCGUGCUCCUCAAGCUUCGCAGCUAUUCAAGCUGCCUGUGGUUAUCUAUGGAGAGGCGAGUGUGAUACUACUAUUGCUGGCGGUACCAAUAUUAUCACUAACCCAGACAAUUUUGCGGGCUUGGACCGUGGCCACUUUUUGUCAACAACUGGCAAUUGCAAUGCCUUUGACGAUCAAGCCAACGGCUACUGCCGCUCUGAUGCAGUAGGCACAGUAAUUCUCAAGCGCCUAGAGGAUGCUGAAGCCGACAACGACCCGAUCUUUGGUGUCAUUGCCGGCACUAACACGAACCACUGCGGGCAAACGGACAGUAUUACGCGUCCUCACGAGGCCGACCAGACCAGUGUAUUCAAGCGUAUCAUACGGUAUGCCGAUGUCGACCCGUUGGACGUCAGCUACAUCGAGAUGCACGGCACCGGUACGCAGGCUGGGGACGCCGUUGAGAUGAAGUCGGUGCUGGCGGUUUUCGGGCCAGAUUACACGAGGACAAACGUGCAACCGGCUCGACCCCUCCAUAUUGGUUCGGCCAAGGCGAACAUUGGCCACGCAGAGUCGGCGUCGGGCGUUUCUUCGCUAAUCAAGGUGCUCAUGAUGAUGAAGUACAGCGAGAUCCCGCGCCACUGUGGUAUCAAGACCAGCAUCAAUCACAACUACCCAUUGGAUCUUGCACGGCGCGGCGUCUUCAUUCCUUUAGAGUCGACCCCGUGGCGGCGUCAGGACGCUGUCUCCGGCAAGAGGGCGGCCUUCUUGAAUAACUUCAGUGCUGCUGGAGGGAACACAGCGAUCCUGCUAGAGGAUGCACCGGCAUCUGCGCCGCUGCCGAUCAUAAAAGACUCCCGCCCUAUUCAAAUUGUCACCGUGACAGCAAAAUCGCCGAAGUCCCUCCUUGCCAAUACUAACUCACUUGUCUCCUUUCUCGAAACGAAGGAUCGUUCCGUCUCGCUUCCUGCUCUGUCAUACACAACCACAGCCCGCCGCAUGCACCACAACUAUCGAGUCAUAGUUUCUGGGCCGGACAUAGCGUCAAUUAUCUCAGUUCUCAAAAUUCGUGCGGGUGAGAUUCAGGCAUCAUUGGCCAGUCUGAAGCCGGUCCCCGCUGCUAGGAAAAAGAAGCCGCAGGUAGUCUUCAUGUUUUCCGGCCAGGGAGUCCUUUACGCUGAGCUAGGAAAGUCGCUCCUUGUUACCAAUACCACGUUCCGCACAAGUAUCGUUCGGCUUAAUCGCCUUGCCGAGAUCCAGGGCUUCCCGACGUUUCUGGGCCUCAUCGAUGGGUCAACCACCGCUGCCGACCUCCGCUCCGCCAAUGCGAUCGUCUCGCAUCUCGCGCUAGUGUGUGUUCAAGUUGCGUUGACUGAACUCUGGAUGAGCUGGGGUGUAGUACCUGCUGCCGUAGUUGGCCAUAGCUUGGGUGAGUAUGCGGCUCUGCACGCAGCUGGAGUCCUCAGCAUUGCAGAUGUGAUCUAUCUCGUAGGAACUCGGGCAACACUUCUGGAGGCGCGCUGCAGGGUCGGUACGCAUGCCAUGCUUGCUAUCAAGGGGUCGCUGGAUAUUGCAGAGAAGCUUAUCCACCAAGUUUCCGAGGGCGAGGUCUGUGAGUUGGCGUGUGCUAAUCAAUCGUCUGGAUAUGUUAUUUCUGGGCCUGUUGACAAGAUUUCCCAGAUCUCCAGCGCAGCCGUGGACAUGGGUAUUGAGACCGUUCGGCUGAAUAUCCCAUUUGCGUUCCACUCGGCCCAGGUUGAUCCCAUCCUCUCCGAGUUCGAGAGGGCGGCGGGGCAAGGCGUUGCUUACCACCCUCCUGUGGUUCCCUUCCUGUCGCCACUGCUAGCCAAGCUCGUGCCAGCAGGUGACGAACACACACUCAAUGCGUCGUAUCUGACUGCCGCGUGCCGAGGCACGGUAGACUUUAAAGGGGCACUUGAAGCUUUUGCUACCGCUCAGGCAGAGGAUGGCAGUUUAGUUUUAGGCGCCGCCGAACGCACUAUCUGGCUUGAGAUUGGGCCGCAUCCCAUCUGCACCGGUAUGGUCAAGGGCACACUUGGCUCGCACGUAAAGACAGCGACAACCCUCCGACAGAAUGUUGAAGUAUAUAAAACGCUGUCAGCGACCAUCGAGGUGCUGUACCUGGCUGGAGUCGAGGUCAACUGGAAUGAGUAUCAUCGUGACUUUCCGGUCUCGCAUCAGGUCCUGGAGCUUCCCGCGUAUGCAUGGGAUCUGAAGAAUUACUGGAUUGACUACCGCAAUAAUUUUUGUCUCACCAAGGGAGGUGGAUUGAUUAAACAGCCUGCUGUCAAGGAGGCCGUUAUGCCAAAGUAUAUUUCACCGUGUGCGCAGCAGAUAAUUGAGGAGUCCCACGGCGCGGAUGAAUCCACGCUUGUCGUAGAGUCCGACAUAUUUGACGACAGACUGCUACCGGUCCUACAAGGUCAUUUAGUGAAUGGUGCUGCUCUAUGUCCAUCAUCGAUGUAUGCAGACCUUGCCCUGACCUUGGCAAAUUAUAUGCUGACCCGAGGGCCCAACCCGCCCUCUGCUACCACCGGCCUCGAAGUGAAUAAUGUCAAGGCUGUGAACCCGCUCAUCGCUCGGCUCACCGAAACCACGCAUCGUUUCCGUGUCUCGGCCACGGCAGAAUGGUCUUCCAGUCUUAUUUUCAUGACCAUUUUCAGUGUUGACGGCAAUGGCAAGCGCACCACCUCGCAUGCACAGCUCGAAGUACGUGUGACGCCCCAACAGCGCUGGGCCAACGAGUGGAAGCGCAAUGCACACCUCAUCACAGCACGGGUUGAUGCAUUACACCAGAGCAUCCAUGUUGACGAACCAAAUAGCGACAGCCACUUAAUCAAGCGUGGAAUGGCGUACAAGCUUUUUAGCACCUUGGUUCAGUACAGCAGAGAUUACCAGGGCAUGGCGGAGGUUGUACUAGACAGCAAGCGUCUGGAAGCUGUUGCCACAGUGAAGUUCCUGGCUGGCCAAGAAGGCUUCCAUCUGAACCCCAAGUGGAUAGAUAGUCUGGGUCACAUUGCCGGUUUCAUCAUGAACGUCAAUGACAACGUUGACAGUCGGACGCAGGUAUUCAUCAACCAUGGGUGGGAGAGAAUGCGGAUUGCCGAACCAUUUCAAGCAGGUAAGACCUACCAUGCGUAUAACCGCAUGCAGUUGGUUGAGAAGACAACCUAUGUGGGUGAUACGUAUAUUCUGGAGGAAGGACGUAUCGUGGCCAUCUUUGAAGGCGUCACAUUCCAAGGUGUCCCACGUCAAGUUCUGGACCAUCUCCUCCCCAGUAAAUCCUGGUCCACCGACACGAAACCUGUCAACAACUCUCAGCCACCGAAACACAAUUCUCAGUUGCCAGUUGUUAAAGGAGAGUCUGACGGCAAGUCCUCCGCGCGCUCUAGUUCCGAAAGCAGUAGUGACCAGGAGUCUGAGGAGACGCAGUUCACCAGCAGUGCUACAUCAGUGUACCAGGAUGCAACACAACAAGGUCAAUCAUCAUCUGGACGCACUAGUGCUGCGCUCAUUCUAAGGCAAAUCAUUGCCGAGCAAACGCGUGUGACCAUCGACGAAUUGAAGGUGUCAACAUGUCUCGCCGACAUUGGUAUCGAUUCGUUACUCGGCCUGUCUAUCAGCGGAAAGCUACAGGAGAUCUUGGAUGUGGACAUUCCUGGAAGUAUGUUCUCAGAAUUCGAGACUCUGCAAGACAUUGAAGAGGAACUGCUCAAGGCACUUGGCUUGGACCAGUCCAACCCGAAGCAGGUCGGCCAGCCAUUCAAUAGGUCUACUGUGGCAGCAGACUCCUCAUUAAGGGAUGGCAACAUUCCAUGGUCGUCGGACUUAUCGACCCAUCAGAUUUUGCCAGAGGAAUGUCGGAACCAGUCCUUCGCUGAUUCUUCACCCCCGCAGGCGACAUCCAUUUUGCUCUCUGGCUCGCCGCAAGCAGCUCGGCUGAUUUUAUUCCUCUUCCCCGACGGCUCAGGCUCGGCUUCAUCCUAUGCUGCAUUGGCACGAGUCAUCAACACCAGUAGCGUCGCCGUUUAUGGACUCAACUGUCCCUGGCGUAAGAUUGGAGCCGAGAUGACUCGCACAGGGGUGACCAUGUCUACAAUGAUCUCUAGAUAUGUGUCUGAGGUGCGAAGACUCAUACAGCCGCUCUCUGAUCAUGCCCCUUUCGUGGCCUUGGGAGGUUGGUCAGCUGGCGGUAUUCUCGCAUUGGAAGCAGCAAGGCAGCUGAAACAGCAACCCGAAGCAAUCAGGGUCAGCAAGCUGGUCCUCCUCGACUCGCCCAACCCGAUCGGCCUACAGAACCCCCCGGAGAAGAUGUAUGAUUUUUUUGACUCGCUGGGCAUAUUCGGCGAUGGCAAGGCCAAAACACCGGAGUGGCUGCGUGCCCAUUUCGACGCAUUCCUUCGCAUCUUGGACGCCUACGAUCCUGAGCCUCUUUUCGAUAUUCCAACCUCUUUGAUGGUAUAUGCGCGCGAUGGGGUCUGCAAGGAUCCGGAUGGGCCGACGAUGGAGACGCAUCCAGAUGAUCCACGCGAGAUGCUGUGGCUGUUGAACAACCGCACCGACUUCUCGGCGCGUGGAUGGGCCAGCGUGUUGGGGCAGGAAAAAUUGAGGGUAAGAGUACUGGAUGAGGUCAACCAUUUCAGUCUCAUGGAUGCGGGGCCGAAGUUGAAGGAAAUGGGUCAAAUUGUGACGGAUUUUCUGGUUGGAGGAUAG
Pseudogymnoascus destructans is the source of this 6453-nucleotide messenger RNA. Its product is annotated as Type I Iterative Polyketide synthase (PKS). Bases 1 to 6453 code for a protein of 2150 amino acids. NCBI's taxonomy places the organism in Eukaryota, Fungi, Ascomycota, Leotiomycetes, Thelebolales, Thelebolaceae. The record is from RefSeq and is a predicted model, not a curated record. Gene Ontology annotation, biological process: secondary metabolite biosynthetic process; fatty acid biosynthetic process. The transcript is spliced from 7 exons. Gene Ontology annotation, molecular function: fatty acid synthase activity; 3-oxoacyl-[acyl-carrier-protein] synthase activity.